Molecule: messenger RNA, 1221 nt
Organism: Symbiodinium natans
Lineage: Eukaryota; Dinophyceae; Suessiales; Symbiodiniaceae
Source: the annotation of a GenBank genome assembly
AUGGAGCAAGAAACUUGGGAUUGCAAGCUGCUUGGACAGGCGGCUGGAAGUGGCAAUGAGUUUGAGGCCAUAAUUCGAAACUUACAGCGUCUGGGGCGUUGUCUGUCUGUACCUAUUACCCGAAUUCAGGUGCCAUAUUUCGGACGUGGCCCUGUUGACCAUCCCAUCAUCUCUUUGGAAGACUUCAUUCGCUUCAUGCUACCAAACCAUUCGGAGAAACUCCUAGGCGGCUACAAGGUUGGCAGUGUAGAGAGCCAGCUACUUCUUUCGCAGUUCUGGUCCCGCUACAGAAGAAUGGAUCCUUCCCAUGUGGUCUUCGAGGAUUUCACGUCUCUGUCCCAUGUGGUGCCUCUCGUUCUCUACGGAGACGAAGGCACUGGCGUGCGUAAGCAUCCAGUGUGGAUUCUAGCAUGGAAGCCGGUCCUCUUCUGCCAUACUUCCUCAUGGUGGAGGUCCUACCUAUACACUGUCGCACCGCAUGAAGUAUAUUCCGGUUACAAGGGUGGCACAUCAAUGGGAAAUGCUUGUCUCGAUGCCAUGGUGGGCAACUUUGUCUCCGAGGCUCAGAAACUGUAUCAUCAAGGCAUCGCAAUUCCUGGAGAUGCUUCUGGCAGACUGUUCUUCGCGUUUAUUGGCACAGCCGGUGAUCUUCCGUGGCAGGCGAAAGUCUGGAGACAAACUCGACAUUUCGAGUGCGACCUCUGUUGUCCAUAUUGUAAGAUCACCAAAGAUGACAUUGCUGACCUCAACAACGUUUCUGAUGAGGGGCAGGGUCACCAACCGUGGGAUCAUGGAACCUUGCCUUUGCUCCUGGGUGUGCCUGGCUUCAAUCGCAUGAAUAUGUACCGCCAUGACAUUUUCCAUUUGGGACCUUUGGGCAUUGCAAGGCGGUUUUAUUGUUCAGCGCUGGUAUUGUUAUGUGACUGGGGUUUUUUUGAGGGACGUGAUUUGGCAAGCCGACUUCGUGCAGCGUACGGCAAUUUCCGGUCCUACUGUGCGCAGGUUCAUGAGACCCCACUCGUGAAAGAAUUCACGCUGUCGAACAUUGGGAGGGGGUCAUCGAGGUCCUAUCCCGACUGUAGCUUCAAGGCUUCAGAUGGAAAACUCAUCAUGGAUUGGCUACAAGAGUUCUUGGACAAGCCUUGGCAGUUCGAUGGACGUGGCGUGCUCAAGUGCCUCUUCCGAGCAUGCUGCGACUACAACGACUUUUUUCGACUCUGA